AUGGAUGUUUGGCCUGGGAACUGCCACGAGCAAGCUGGGACUGCUCUGGAGAAGAAGGGAAAGGGAAAGGCUAAAGACAAGCGGGUAGAAGAGCCUUGGCGCUACCCAUCCCUAGACCAUGGCACUAUCGGUGCGGCGUCCUUGAGGAAGGCGCAUUAUAAGUCUAGAAAACACUACUCUUGGACUUUUGCAGCUGAGGCUAGUUUUGAGUUCAAGCUUGUUCCCUCGGAUGCCCCCCACGAGGUCUUUCCCCCGACGCGGCCUAAACCCCUGCAUGCUCCUAAACUUACAUUACCCCAGCGAGCAGAACAAGGCGCACAAUUCCUCCGCACAUACUACCCGGAUGUAGAAAUCCCAGGAUGGCUGAUUAGAGACGAGAUCACUGACGACGCGCGUAUCAACUGGGCUUUCAAGCAACACGAUCCAUUUGCGGGGAACAUGGUCGAUGUGACUUCGUUCCACGUUGCUAAGAAGGCCUAUGCCUACCUCACGUUUCCAAUGGGAGAGACCCGCUGCCAACUGAACAUGUCGCCUCUCGUCGUGCACUCCAAGACGAAAGUGGAGCUCAAGGCUACGGCCACGCCUAUCCAUACCUUCGACACUCCUAUCCAGCAAAUUCUGGCCUCACCUCAUACGGAUGAGGUUGGAAAGAGUAAGACAGCUCCUAUGCUUGGUGUUAGGACCAUGGGUCACGUUACGUUCAUGCGAGUCAAAGUUGCACGGACAACACAUACCAUCGAAAUAGAACCUCUGAUCACUGUGCAACGAGCGGACAUUGGCGACAGACGGGCUGUCGACUUGACCUUCUUCCCGUUGAACACUGCCGUUGGCUAUGUUGCUAACGAAGUGGGCAGUGUCUUCCGUUGCCGUGCAUCGGAGUCCAGCACUAUCGUAGAACAAGUACGCAUAGCGGAUUCUUCGCAACCAGUGUUUUGCCGCAUAGCUGCCCACGAGACUCGAGAGAAAGUUGCCGCCAUUUUGGACGCCAAGGCAGCCAUGCUUGACUUGCGGGCGGGAAAGCAAUCAUACGAUCUCUUCAUUGCGCCUAGGCCGGGGGUCAAGUUGACGUCAAUUGAGAUGCCAAGCGAUGAAGACCAUACGGUGCGAUUAGCCUCAACCGACGAGAUACUGUGGCUGGAUGAGCGGUACACGCAAAGGCCAUUGUUUGCAGUGAAGCACGGAAGGGAGUUCGACCUCACUCUUCGCACACAAACGCAUGACUUGACACAUUCGCCUCUCACAUUCCUCACGUCACGACGGAAUUCGUUGGUAACGGUUUACGACGUAUCCCGAGACAGCGAGAAUCUGGUGCACAUGUAUGGUUCUCCUUACGCACUGCCGCCUCUCGUCCGGCCGGAUGGCCCACAUUCCGGCUUCGCGUUCUACCAGCAGCCCAGCCUAGUAGGAAGCAAACACAUCAGUCUUAUACAGCUUUCUGAACGUGGAGGACUCUCACUCCUCAACCUCGACCAUAUAUCCGCGGACGCUACUCCUCCAGAAACAUCCAUUGAACAUUUGCGAUAUCAAUGGACACCGGAGGUGCACGAGUUAGGCAAGGAGGCAGAUGCUAAGCGUAUUGAAGGAGGACCGCUUGCCGGCAGAGUGCAUAGUGUUGUUGACAUGCGGCCUGCUUAUCAAAGACUGUUCAUGAUUCGGAAAGACAAGAGCCUGACAAUGCAAAGCAACGCCGUUAACGAUACGUUGGAGCAGAUGCCGAGAUAUUGGCAAGAUCCCGGUGCUCCAACUGAACAUGUCUUGACGACGUUCGACAUCGCGAUACGUGCUGGCGAUGAACCGACGGACGUGUCAAGGAACGACUGGUUCACUGGCAGUUCGCUUGACUCUGCGGCAGGAUAUCGCGCGCUUCAGAGAGGACGCAUCCCUAAAGAGCAGCUAGCACGGGGCGCGCCGUGGCAUUUGGAAAUUUCACCUUUCAUCCGCCGCAAAGUCCCUGAGUUCGACAAGGACCCCCAAACGACGAUGGAGAAUCUUGCCCGUUACGACAUUGCAGACGAUCCUCGACGUCCGGCGGAAUCCUAUCGCAGGGAAACAGAAGCUCGGUCUCAGCUCGCACUCGAUCUAUCGCUAGCUUGUGACGUUUAUUCGACAAAUCGGCCUAGCAAGCAUGUGUUGGCGCCGUCCAACGGGUCGGCAAACUUGGACGAUGAUAUGCUCAGUAUCUCACUAUCGACACAGGCAAUGUCGCUCGGAGAACUGGAGCCACCUCCAGUGCAGUUCGGCUUCCUCCGUCCUAUUCGGAAAGUCCCUCAAUGGGAUGAUAGCAAAGAUGCCGAUGGCGAAGCCAGACACGAGAACGAGGGAAUUGCGAGGCUAGGCACUCCCCUUGGAGUGCGUCUUCUGCUGCAAGAGUGGGAAGUGGGGACAGAUCCCUACGAGUACGUCUAUCGCGACCCGUACGACGACUCAGCCGCAGAACCCGCGACAGCACCUCGGCGGCUAGCGAAGGAGCCCGCCGGAAAGGAACCGCCGGAGCAGAGCAGGGUUCCACCGCAGGUUCAUACCCAACGACCGCCCGCGGUAGCGUCUUCUGUCCACCACGGUCCUCCGGCUAUAGCAUCGAGUCAGCCCGUCUCCACACGUAGACCGCUCAUGGCCGCUCGCUCCGAAGACGCUCUUGCUCCCCGGCGUCCUCCAACGACUGGGAGCCAACCUGCGGAUCCUUGGACGGCUCCGCCUUCUUCACAAGACGUACCCUUCGCGAGCACGCAGGUACUCCCAGGGCCCCACGGUGGCAGGUCGACUGUGGCGAGGAAAAAGCCGGGGAAGAAGCGGCUGGGCGGUUUCUGAGGGAGGCUUCGGUGUCAUGCUGCGAGGUCAUGCGUACAUUGGUGGCGCUAUGAAGUGUUAGGAUCACCCUCUGGAUUAGCACUUGAUGUUACCGCAUCUGAUACUACUAGCACCAGGAUCGACUUCUUCAAGCUUUGCGCCUUGUCCAUGUCCGACGUAGCUUCCCCCGUCGCGUGCUUGACUCGUGUGUAUCGUGC
This is a messenger RNA of Dichomitus squalens LYAD-421 SS1, 3005 nucleotides long. RefSeq lists its product as uncharacterized. NCBI's taxonomy places the organism in Eukaryota, Fungi, Basidiomycota, Agaricomycetes, Polyporales, Polyporaceae. The coding region runs from base 1 to 2808 and encodes 935 amino acids. The transcript has 10 exons. The record is from RefSeq and is a predicted model, not a curated record.